AUGAGUGCGGACGCAGAGAUGGCUGCUUAUGGCAAAGCUGCCAUUUACCUCCGGAAGCCUGAGAAGGAGAGGAUCGAAGCUCAGAACAAGCCUUUUGAUGCAAAGACAGCUUGUUAUGUAACUGAUGACAAAGAGCUGUACCUCAAGGGUACUAUCAAGAGCAGAGAUGGUGCCAAAGUCAGUGUCGAAUUGCUUGACUCCAAGGAGAUUAGAACAGUUAAGGAGGAUGAUGUCAGCCCCAUGAAUCCUCCCAAGUUCGAUAAGAUUGAGGACAUGGCCAUGAUGACCCACCUCAAUGAAGCCUCUGUGCUGUAUAACCUCAAAGAGCGUUAUGCAGCCUGGAUGAUCUACACCUACUCUGGGCUGUUCUGUGCUACUGUAAACCCCUACAAGUGGCUCCCAGUGUACAAUGCGGAAGUAGUGGCUGCCUACAGAGGCAAAAAGCGUAUGGAAGCUCCACCCCACAUCUUCUCUGUGUCUGAUAAUGCCUAUCAGUUCAUGCUUACUGAUAGGGAGAACCAGUCUGUCCUGAUUACCGGAGAAUCUGGUGCUGGAAAGACUGUGAACACCAAGCGUGUCAUCCAAUACUUUGCAACCGUUGCUAUGCAGAGCGACAAGAAGAAAGAUCAAGCUCCUGGCAAAAUGCAGGGAUCUCUUGAGGACCAGAUCAUUGCUGCAAAUCCACUGCUUGAGGCUUAUGGUAAUGCCAAGACUGUGAGAAAUGACAACUCCUCUCGCUUUGGUAAAUUCAUCAGAAUUCACUUUGGCACAAGUGGGAAACUGGCUAGUGCUGACAUUGAAACCUAUCUGCUGGAGAAAUCCAGAGUAACAUUCCAGCUUCCUGAUGAGAGAGGCUACCACAUCUUCUACCAGAUGAUGACCAAUGAAAAACCUGAGCUGAUUGAAAUGACUCUUAUCAGCACCAACCCCUAUGACUUCCCCAUGUGCAGCCAAGGUCAGAUCACAGUGCCAAGUAUUAAUGACAAAGAGGAACUGAUUGCCACAGAUACCGCUAUUGACAUCCUGGGCUUCAGUCCUGAGGAGAAGAUGGGUAUCUACAAGCUGACUGGAGCUGUUCUCCAUCAUGGAAACAUGAAGUUCAAGCAAAAGCAGCGUGAGGAGCAGGCAGAGCCUGAUGGCACUGAGGAGGCUGACAAAAUCGCCUACCUUCUGGGCUUGAACUCUGCGGAUAUGCUGAAGGCCUUAUGCUAUCCCAGAGUGAAGGUUGGAAAUGAAUAUGUGACCAAGGGCCAGACUGUACCACAGGUAUACAACUCAGUGAGCGCAUUGGCCAAAUCCAUCUAUGAAAGGAUGUUCUUGUGGAUGGUCAUUCGUAUCAACCAGAUGCUGGACACAAAACAAGCCAGGCAGUUCUUCAUUGGUGUGCUGGACAUUGCUGGAUUUGAAAUUUUUGAUUUCAACAGCAUGGAGCAGCUGUGCAUCAACUUCACAAAUGAGAAACUGCAACAAUUUUUCAACCAUCACAUGUUUGUCCUGGAGCAAGAGGAGUACAAGAAGGAAGGCAUUGUUUGGGAGUUCAUUGACUUCGGCAUGGACUUGGCUGCUUGCAUUGAACUUAUUGAGAAGCCCAUGGGUAUCUUCUCCAUUCUUGAAGAAGAGUGCAUGUUCCCCAAGGCUACAGACACCAGUUUCAAGAAUAAGCUGUAUGAUCAACAUCUUGGCAAGUGCAACGCUUUCCAGAAACCCAGACCUGUCAAAGGCAAAGCAGAGGCCCACUUCUCUCUGGUACAUUAUGCUGGCACUGUGGACUACAACAUCGCUGGAUGGCUGGACAAGAACAAGGACCCACUGAAUGAGUCUGUUGUGCAGCUGUACCAGAAGUCCUCAGUCAAACUGCUGUGUAACCUCUACCCACCUGUUGCUGAGGAGACUGGUGGUGGAAAGAAGGCAGGCAAGAAGAAGGGUGGUUCCAUGCAGACUGUAUCCUCACAGUUCAGGGAGAAUCUGGGCAAGCUGAUGACUAACCUGAGGAGUACACACCCUCACUUUGUGCGUUGCCUGAUUCCCAAUGAGUCUAAGACUCCAGGUCUCAUGGAGAACUUCCUGGUUAUCCAUCAGCUGAGGUGUAAUGGUGUCCUGGAGGGUAUCAGAAUCUGCAGAAAAGGAUUCCCCAGCAGAAUCCUCUAUGGUGACUUCAAGCAAAGAUACAAGGUAUUGAAUGCCAGCGUUAUUCCUGAGGGCCAGUUUAUAGACAAUAAGAAAGCCUGUGAGAAGCUUCUGGGUUCCAUUGAUAUCGAUCAUGACCAGUACAGAUUUGGACACACCAAGGUGUUCUUCAAAGCUGGUCUUCUGGGUACCCUUGAAGAGAUGAGAGAUGAGAAACUGGCUACUUUGGUCACAAUGACACAGGCUCUUUGCCGUGGUUUUCUCAUGAGAAGGGAGUUUGUGAAGAUGAUGGAGAGAAGGGAGGCCAUUGAAACCAUCCAAUAUAACAUCCGCUCAUUCAUGAAUGUGAAACACUGGCCGUGGAUGAAAGUGUACUACAAGAUCAAACCCCUUUUGAAGAGUGCUGAGGCAGAGAAGGAGCUGGCCACCAUGAAGGAGGACUUCACUAAAUGCAAGGAGGCUUUGGCCAAGGCUGAAGCCAAAAAGAAGGAAAUUGAGGAGAAGAUGGUGGCACUGCUGCAAGAAAAGAAUGACCUGCAGCUUCAAGUGGCAUCUGAAGCUGAGAAUCUCUCAGAUGCCGAGGAGAGAUGUGAGGGUCUGAUUAAGAGCAAGAUCCAGCUUGAGGCCAAACUUAAAGAGACAAAUGAGAGGCUGGAGGAUGAGGAGGAGAUCAAUGCUGAACUGACUGCCAAGAAGAGGAAACUGGAGGAUGAGUGCUCUGAGCUGAAGAAAGACAUUGAUGACUUGGAGCUCACCUUGGCUAAAGUGGAGAAGGAGAAACAUGCUGUUGAGAACAAGGUCAAGAAUCUCACUGAGGAGAUGGCAGCUCAGGAUGAGAGCAUUGGCAAACUGACAAAGGAGAAAAAAGCCCUUCAAGAGGCACAUCAACAGACCCUGGAUGACCUCCAGGCAGAGGAAGACAAAGUCAACACUCUGACCAAAGCCAAGACCAAGCUUGAGCAGCAAGUAGAUGAUCUGGAAGGUUCUCUGGAGCAAGAGAAGAAACUCCGCAUGGAUUUAGAGAGAGCCAAGAGAAAACUUGAGGGUGAUCUGAAACUGGCUCAGGAGUCCAUUAUGGAUCUGGAGAAUGACAAGCAGCAGUCUGAUGAGAAGCUAAAGAAGAAAGACUUUGAAACGAGCCAGCUUCUCAGCAAGAUUGAGGAUGAGCAAUCUCUUGGUGCUCAGCUUCAGAAGAAGAUCAAGGAGCUUCAGGCCCGUAUUGAGGAGCUGGAGGAAGAAAUUGAGGCUGAGCGUGCAGCUCGUGCCAAGGUAGAGAAGCAGAGAGCUGAUCUCUCCAGGGAACUGGAGGAGAUCAGUGAGAGGCUAGAGGAAGCUGGCGGUGCCACUGCUGCUCAGAUUGAGAUGAACAAGAAGCGUGAGGCUGAGUUCCAGAAGCUGCGUCGUGAUCUGGAAGAGUCCACUCUGCAGCAUGAAGCCACAGCUGCUGCCCUCCGCAAGAAGCAGGCUGACAGUGUUGCUGAGCUUGGAGAGCAGAUCGACAACCUCCAGCGUGUCAAGCAGAAGCUGGAGAAGGAGAAGAGUGAAUACAAAAUGGAGAUUGAUGAUCUUUCCAGCAACAUGGAAGCCAUUGCUAAAGCUAAGGCCAAUCUUGAGAAAAUGUGCCGUACCCUUGAGGACCAACUGAGUGAAGUCAAGACCAAGAAUGAUGAGAAUGUCCGUCAGAUUAACGAUUUGAGCACACAAAAAGCGAGAUUGCAAACCGAAAAUGGUGAGUUUUCACGCCAGCUGGAAGAGAAGGAGAGUUUGGUUUCCCAGCUGACCAGAGGUAAACAAGCUUUCACUCAGCAAAUUGAGGAGCUCAAGAGACAUAUAGAGGAGGAAAUCAAGGCCAAGAAUGCCCUGGCUCAUGCAGUCCAAUCAGCCCGUCAUGACUGUGACCUGCUCCGAGAGCAGUUUGAGGAAGAGCAGGAGGCCAAGGCUGAGCUCCAGCGUGGAAUGUCCAAGGCCAAUAGUGAGGUGGCUCAGUGGAGAACUAAAUACGAGACUGAUGCCAUCCAGCGUACUGAGGAGCUUGAGGAAUCCAAGAAGAAGUUGGCACAGCGCCUACAAGACGCUGAGGAACAGAUUGAGGCUGUGAACUCCAAGUGUGCUUCCUUGGAGAAGACCAAACAGAGGCUCCAGGGUGAGGUGGAGGACCUCAUGAUUGAUGUAGAGAGAGCCAAUGCCUUGGCAGCCAACCUUGACAAGAAGCAGAGAAACUUUGACAAGGUUUUGGCAGAGUGGAAGCAGAAAUAUGAGGAGGGUCAGGCAGAGCUGGAAGGAGCACAGAAGGAGGCUCGCAGUCUCAGCACUGAGCUAUUCAAGAUGAAGAACUCCUAUGAGGAGGCUCUCGACCAGCUGGAGACUCUAAAGAGAGAAAACAAGAAUCUGCAGCAGGAGAUCUCAGAUUUGACUGAACAGAUUGGUGAGACUGGAAAGAGUAUUCAUGAGCUGGAGAAGGCCAAGAAGGCAGUAGAAACAGAGAAGGCUGAGAUCCAGACUGCUCUGGAAGAGGCAGAGGGUACAUUGGAGCAUGAAGAGUCCAAGAUUCUGCGUGUUCAGUUGGAGCUCAACCAAGUGAAGAGUGAGAUAGACAGGAAGCUGGCAGAGAAAGAUGAGGAGAUUGAGCAGAUCAAGAGGAACAGCCAGAGGGUGACUGAGUCCAUGCAAAGCACUCUGGACUCUGAGGUCAGGAGCAGGAAUGAUGCUCUUCGCAUCAAGAAGAAGAUGGAGGGAGACCUGAAUGAGAUGGAGAUUCAGCUGAGCCAUGCCAACCGCCAAGCUGCUGAGGCCAUGAAACAGCUCAGGAAUGUCCAAGGACAGCUCAAGGAUGCCCAAAUGCACCUUGAUGAUGCUUUGAGAGGACAGGAGGACAUGAAGGAGCAGGUGGCUAUGGUGGAGCGCAGGAACAUUCUGAUGCUGGCUGAGAUUGAGGAGCUCAGAGCUGGCCUUGAACAAACAGAGAGAGGCCGCAAAGUGGCCGAGCAGGAGCUGGUGGACGCCAGUGAACGUGUCGGACUGCUGCACUCUCAGAACACAAGUUUGCUGAACACCAAGAAGAAGCUUGAGACUGACCUUGCUCAGGUUCAGAGUGAGGUUGAUGACACAGUGCAGGAAGCAAGAAAUGCAGAGGAGAAGGCCAAGAAAGCCAUCACUGAUGCUGCCAUGAUGGCAGAGGAGCUGAAGAAGGAGCAGGACACCAGUGCUCACCUGGAGAGGAUGAAGAAGAAUCUGGAGGCCACUGUCAAGGAUCUGCAGCACCGCCUGGAUGAGGCAGAAAAUUUGGCAAUGAAGGGAGGAAAGAAGCAACUUCAGAAACUGGAGUCCAGGGUGCAUGAUCUGGAGGCAGAGGUUGAGGCUGAACAGAAACGCUCCGCUGAUUCUGUUAAGGGUGUCCGCAAAUAUGAGAGGAGAGUGAAGGAGCUUAGCUAUCAGACUGAGGAGGAUAAGAAGAACAUCACCAGACUCCAGGAUCUGGUGGAUAAACUGCAGCUGAAGGUCAAGGCCUACAAGAGACAAGCAGAGGAAGCGGAGGAGCAAGCCAAUGUCCACCUGACCAAGCUCCGCAAGGUCCAGCAUGAGCUGGAGGAGUCAGAGGAGCGUGCCGACAUCGCUGAGUCCCAGGUCAACAAGCUCCGUGCCAAAAGUCGUGAUACUGGAAAGAGCAAGGAAUCAGCAGAGUAA
Electrophorus electricus (electric eel) is the source of this 5811-nucleotide messenger RNA. Its product is annotated as myosin heavy chain, fast skeletal muscle-like. Gene Ontology annotation, cellular component: cytoplasm; myosin II complex; myosin filament. NCBI's taxonomy places the organism in Eukaryota, Metazoa, Chordata, Actinopteri, Gymnotiformes, Gymnotidae. Gene Ontology annotation, molecular function: microfilament motor activity; actin filament binding; ATP binding. The record is from RefSeq and is a predicted model, not a curated record.